UUUUUAAGAAGAAAUUAACAACAAAAUGCCUGCCCCAAAACCCUAUGAAAGACCAAAGGAUUUUAUUGAUCCUGGAAAACCAUCAAAAUGUCCAUGGAAAUUGGGUACCAAAGAGAAGACACCACACACUCAACGGGGAAUUGCCCAUCGCCAGAAAAUUAGCGCCAAUAUUUUAGAGACCAUUGGCUGUACUCCUUUGGUAAAACUGAAUAAUAUUCCCAAAUCGGAGGGCAUUAAAUGUGAAAUGUACGCCAAAUGUGAAUUCUUAAAUCCCGGUGGUUCGAUCAAGGACCGCAUUGGCUAUCGUAUGGUACAAGAUGCCGAAGAUAAGGGUCUACUUAAACCGGGCUGUACAAUUAUCGAACCAACCUCGGGUAACACCGGUAUUGGUCUCGCCAUGGCCUGUGCCAUUAAGGGUUACAAAUGUAUGAUUGUUAUGCCCGAGAAGAUGUCCAAUGAAAAGGUGUACGCUUUGCACGCCUUGGGCGCCAAAGUUGUUCGAACACCCAACGAAGCACCGUACGAUUCACCUGAAGGCCUGAUUACUGUGGCCCAACGUUUGCAAAAGGAAAUACCCAAUUCCAUUGUUAUGGAUCAAUAUCGCAAUCCUGGCAAUCCUUUGGCCCAUUACGAUGGUACUGCUGCGGAAAUUCUCUGGCAAUUGGACAAUAAGGUCGAUAUGGUUGUGUGCGGUGCCGGUACGGGGGGUACCAUAACGGGUGUCGCCCGCAAAAUCAAAGAGGAAUUGCCAUCAUGCCAAAUUGUUGGCGUUGAUCCUUUCGGUUCGGUUUUGGCCCGACCCGAAACAUUGAACAAAACUGAUAUUCAAUCCUAUGAGGUGGAGGGUAUUGGCUAUGUUUUCACACCCACCGUCAUGGAUCAUUCGGUAAUCGAUGUUUGGGCUAAAAUCACUGAUAAGGACUGUUUCCCCAUGAGUCGUCGUUUGAUUGCCGAGGAGGGUUUGUUGUGUGGCGGUUCAUCGGGUGGUGCCAUGGCUGCGGCUUUGAGAUUUGCCAAGAACUUGAAGGAGGGACAACGAUGUGUUGUCAUCUUACCCGAUGGCAUUCGCAACUAUAUGACCAGGUUUGUUUCGGAUAAUUGGAUGGAGGCACGUGACUUAAAGGAGGUCACCAAUGAACAUGAACAUUGGUGGUGGAAUGUACCUGUAAGCGAAUUGAAACUCAGCAACCCCUUGACCAUUAAAUCGGAUGUUAAAUUUGCCGAUGCCAUUGAGCUGAUGAAGAAAAAUCAUUUAGAUCAAAUAACCAUUUUGGAUGAGGAGGAUGGUUCCAUUUUGGGCACCGUCGGCCAGGAGACAUUAAUCAAUCAAAUUGUUACCAUGAAUCGUAAAACUGACGAAGUGGUCUUGAAAGCCGUUAACAAGCGUAUCAUUCGUAUACCUUCCUCGGCAAUAUUGGGUAAAUUGGCUCGUAUUUUGGAAGUGGAUCCAUGCGUCCUGAUUGUUGACAAAGAAGAUGGCAAAGAUGUCCUCAAGGGUCUAGCCACUAAACUGGACGUGAUGAGUUUUAUUGCCAGCGGUAAACCAGCCCAAAAUGGUGUUAACGGAACUCACUGA
Musca vetustissima is the source of this 1576-nucleotide messenger RNA. Its product is annotated as cystathionine beta-synthase-like. Gene Ontology annotation, cellular component: cytoplasm. The transcript is spliced from 5 exons. Gene Ontology annotation, molecular function: cysteine synthase activity; cystathionine beta-synthase activity. Bases 26 to 1576 code for a protein of 516 amino acids. The record is from RefSeq and is a predicted model, not a curated record. NCBI's taxonomy places the organism in Eukaryota, Metazoa, Arthropoda, Insecta, Diptera, Muscidae.